Molecule: messenger RNA, 2574 nt
Organism: Anopheles nili
Lineage: Eukaryota; Metazoa; Arthropoda; Insecta; Diptera; Culicidae
Exons: 3
Coding region: 1-2574 (857 amino acids)
Molecular function (GO): protein binding
Source: RefSeq, a predicted model, not a curated record
AUGGCGCUGUUGCGGGAACAUAUUGUUAACAUUAGAAGCGGGGAGCUAACAGUGCUGCUGCUGCGGAACCCACAUUAUGCGAAACUACUGCCGCAUCGCGCAAAGCCAGUGAAAAUGAUACACUUUUACUUCACAGUACUGCUGUUUCUGCUGUCGACGGCACUGUGUGCCGACUGGAGCGCUAGUUGUCCGCUCAACUGCAGUUGCAAAUGGUCCAACGGAAAAAAGUCGGCCAUCUGCAAUGGUGCUGGCUUCACAGCCGUGCCAUCGAACCUCUCGACCGAGAUCCAGGUCCUGGUGCUAAACGACAAUGACAUACCCUAUCUGAAUCGGGAGGAGUUCACCUCGCUGGGGCUGGUUAACCUACAGAAGAUCCACCUGAAGCACUCGCACGUCAAGUAUCUCCACCGGGAGGCAUUCAAGAACCUCAAGAUCCUGGUCGAAGUGGACCUGAGCGAGAAUGAGAUCGAAACGCUGGACAAGCAAACGUUCGCCGGCAAUAAUCGGCUACGCAUCAUCAACCUGUACGAGAACCCCAUCAAAAAGCUGGUAGCAGAGCAGUUCCCGGUGCUGCCCUAUUUGCGCAACAUCGACCUGCACAGCUGCCAGUUGCGUUACGUUGCGGAGACCGCAUUCUCGAACCUCGAUCUGCUCGAAUUUCUCGACCUGUCGAAGAACCGGCUCGAGAGUCUGCCCCACCACGUGUUCAACCAUAUGAAGAACUUAAAAACGCUCAUAUUGGAGGAGAACUGGUGGAAUUGUGACUGUCACCUGCGAGACUUUCGCAACUGGUACCUAAACAGUUCGCUAAACCGGCGCAGUCUCAUCUGCCAGCGCCCGUUCGCCCUGAAAGGUCUGUCAUGGGAAUACCUAGAGACAGACCAGUUUGGUUGCAUGCCGAUGGUGGAGAUAUUCCGUGAUGAGUACGAAAUCGAGGACAUCGGCACGAACAUCACCUAUAAGUGCAUGGUGUCAGGUGAUCCGGAACCGAGCGUCCGGUGGGACGUGAACGGUAAGGACGUAGAUCAGGACAAUGCGAUCAUCGACACGGAACGACACGUCGCGUUUGACGGCAGUAUCACGAUCUGGAGUAACCUAACCAUUCUGAACGUGACGAACAACGACUCCGGCUUCUACACCUGCACGGCGAUGAACCGUAUAGGGCUGGCGAGCAAGAACUUCAGCCUUGUGCUGCCAGAGGUGGUCGAGCGGGUCAUCAUCAAGACACCUGAGACGUUCUGGUACUUUGGGCUGAUACUCGGCAUCUUCGGUACUAUCUUUGGGCUGCUCUCGCUGUCGGUGGUGGUAUGUCUUGUGAAGCGCAAACUACGCAUGCGCCGACGCCGGAAAACGAUCAAGAACAGCGUCAGCUUCAAUGAUCAAGAGAAGAAGCUGCUCGACCUAAGCAUCACGACAAACGAACGACAGGAGUUUAGUGCGAGUGAUGUCGUGACGCCAUCAACCAAGACAGACUCCACAAUCGCCAUGGAACCGGUGCAGAUCACGAUCGAAUCGAUCGCGACGUCGAAGCGUGAGGAGUACCCACUGAACGUCGGCGUGUUUCCACCCCCACCAGAGUUCUGCACCCAGAUGAUCUCAAACCCCACAAUCAGCAACAUCUACAUCUCAGUCUCGGUGACGCAGGAUCCACUCGAAGGUGCCGAGGUGAAUAUGUACCCGGAUCUGCUUAACAUCCCUAACCGCCAUCAGAAGGGCCCGCCAAAGAUCUCGCCCGUCAGUGUGGCGUCGUACGCGACGUUACCUCGCAAAACGUCCGGUGCAGCCGGUCCACGUUGUUCUAUCACCUCCGGCCACAGCUCCGGCUCCAGCUCGAGCAGUGCCGCGGCGCAGGUGCUGACGGGUGGUCCCGUCCCAAGCCAGCUGCUAACAGGUGGCAAAUCGAACCAACCCGGUGCCGCACUACAGCAAACAGGAUCUCCGUUGUCCUGCACACCGAGCCUGCUGGCGACCGAAAUCCCGCUGACGGAAGGCAUUGUCAAUUACGCGACCACCUCCCUGCGAGAUGACUCCGGUUGUGAGAUGUCCGGGUCACCGGUACCACCCGCAUCUCUGCCACUUCCCGGUGCCAGCAGCAUGUGUGCUGAAUGCAGUAAGGUGUUGAAGGCGUCCACGUUCGCUGGUCCCACCGCCAAGUAUGCCGGGGCCUCACGCACGCUCACGGGUGUUGGUGGUGACCUCGCGACCAUGGCCGGCAGUGCCAAAUGUGAGAAGCCACUCGCCUGUCUGAAGUACGACAACAUGGGCCGACGGUACACGGCCGGUGGCAACUCCACGCUGUCGCUACCAGACGAGCUCAAAUCGGCGGGACCAUCCGGGCCGGGGGCAUUUGUAUUCAAGCAGCAGGACAUCGAGACCAUCGUCGAGCAGGAUGACCAUCCUACGAUGUUGGACGACGCGGCCCGGCUUGACGUACAGCUGGACUCGUCGGCUUCAUCAACUGCAGCAGCAGGAGCAGUAGUAGCGGCGGCAACGCUCUCUGAGUCCCACGGCAGUUCACAGGAGGCACCCCAGCGGGGUCUGUUCGUCGUGGGAAAUGAUUUCGUUUCGCUGUAG